Molecule: messenger RNA, 1632 nt
Organism: Ramularia collo-cygni
Lineage: Eukaryota; Fungi; Ascomycota; Dothideomycetes; Mycosphaerellales; Mycosphaerellaceae
Product: related to RNA-binding protein musashi/mRNA cleavage and polyadenylation factor I complex, subunit HRP1
Exons: 5
Coding region: 1-1632 (543 amino acids)
Molecular function (GO): RNA binding
Source: RefSeq, a predicted model, not a curated record
AUGGCCGACGGAGAAGCCGACGAGGAUCUCUUCGCCGAUCUCUACGAUGGUGAUGAUGCGGAACCCGAGCCUGUGCCAGUGAAGACCGAGGCCCAGGCACCUGUCGAGGACGAAAUCAAGCAGGAGCCUGUCAUCGCCGCUGGUAGCGCCGGCGGUCCGAGCACCGAGCAGGACAAUUCGCAGUUCAAGCAGGAGUACACAGACGACUUCAAACAUGAGCAAGGACACGACAAUAUGGAGGGUAUGCAAGACUUCGGUCACACGCACCGGGAGGRGCGGCCAAUUGGCAUCAAAGAAGAUGGAAAGAUGUUCAUUGGUGGGUUGAACUGGGAGACAACUGAUGAGUCACUCAAGGAAUACUUUUCGCAGUUUGGCGAGGUGGUCGAAUGCACCGUCAUGCGAGAUGGCCAGACUGGUCGCUCUCGUGGCUUUGGCUUUCUCACGUUCAGAGACCCUAAGACUGUCAACACCGUCAUGGUCAAGGAGCAUUCACUCGACGGCAAACUAAUCGAUCCUAAGCGUGCCAUACCGCGUGAUGAGCAGGAACGCACGGCCAAGAUCUUCGUUGGUGGUGUAUCUCAGGAGGCCACAGAGUCAGACUUCAAGGAAUUCUUCAUGAAGUUUGGCCGUGUCCUCGACGCUACUCUGAUGAUGGACAAGGAUACUGGCCGUCCACGCGGAUUCGGUUUCGUUACCUUUGACAGCGAAAUGGCGGUUGAACGCACCUUGGAAGGUCCACUCGCCAUUCUCAACAAGCCGAUUGAGGUCAAGCGUGCUCAGCCCCGCGGCAAGAUGGGCGAAGAAGAGAAUAACAAACAGGGCUUUGGUCGUGGACGUGGCUCGAACCAACAGUUUGGGCCCGGAAACGGCGGAGGCGGGUUCGCUUCAAAUAACCAAAUGGGUCCCCAGAACAACGGUGGUGGCGGCGAUGCUUCUAGCAUGACUCCAGCAAUGAUGGCUCAGUACUGGCAGCGUAUGCAACAAUACUGGGCCAUGAUGUCCAACAACGCCAUGGGCGGAGGUAUGGGAGGAGGCAUGGGAGGCAUGAUGGGUGGAGGCCACAUGAAUCCUCAGAUGAUGCAGCAAAUGAUGGCCGCACGUCAAAACGGCCAGAUGAACCCCCAGAUGAUGCAACAAAUGCAGCAGAUGCAGCAGAUGCAACAGGGAGGCGGCGGUGGAGGAAAUGGCUACCAGUCAGGAAUGAAUGGAUCUCCAUCGCCAAUGGACAACAACGGCGGACAAGGCACCCCCGGACCCGGGGAAACCGGCGGAAACUCAGCGUACGACCAAAUGAAGUUUGAGCAGCGCAAGUACGAGCAGCAGCAGAUGGCGCGCAUGCAGCAGCAGAACUUCGGAGGCCAAAACACCUGGGAGGGCAUGUACGACGACGUCCCAGCUCCGCAAGGCAUGGGUCCUGGCCAGGGCGGCGGUGGCCGCGGCGGCAAUGGAGGUUGGAUGCGUGGAGGCCGCGGUGGCGGGAACAAUAAGUUCCAGAACCAAGCACCUCCAAAUGCACCGGCCAAUGCCCCCACAGGUCCAAAGAACGCAGGCAGACCUGGUGCCAACUAUCGUGGUGGUGGUCGCGGCUCUCAUCGAGGGGGAUUCCACCCCUACGCACGCGGUGGUGGCUAG